Anneissia japonica is the source of this 2296-nucleotide messenger RNA. RefSeq names its product muscarinic acetylcholine receptor M3-like. The record is from RefSeq and is a predicted model, not a curated record. Gene Ontology annotation, cellular component: synapse; membrane; dendrite. The coding region runs from base 38 to 1174 and encodes 378 amino acids. Gene Ontology annotation, molecular function: G protein-coupled acetylcholine receptor activity; G protein-coupled serotonin receptor activity. The transcript has a single exon. Lineage: Eukaryota; Metazoa; Echinodermata; Crinoidea; Comatulida; Comatulidae. Gene Ontology annotation, biological process: G protein-coupled receptor signaling pathway, coupled to cyclic nucleotide second messenger; chemical synaptic transmission; adenylate cyclase-inhibiting G protein-coupled acetylcholine receptor signaling pathway.
UAAUUAUUGGUCAGUGAGUAUCUACCAAUCGAUAGGAAUGGAUAACUUGAGUACCACGAGUCAAAAUUUCGUAUCUACUGAAAAUACAACUACGGGUAAUGCAGGCUUACCCACAGAAAGUUGGAUAGCUUUCGUUGGCUUAUGGCUUGCUGCUCUAGUUACCAUUAUUGGCAAUUCGAUGGUUAUUGCUUCGUUCAUUAUGUACCGAGACAUCAGAAACAAAGUGUCGCAUCUAUUUCUGCUAAAUCUAGCAAUCAGUGACCUGGUAAUCGGGCUGGUCAGCCUGCCUUUGGACAAUAUGUGGCGAUGGAAUGACAAUAUUUGGCCGUAUGGUAGACUUGCAUGUGUUAUAUGGACUACCAUUGACUACUCUGCUACAUCACAGUCGGCGUAUAGUAUUGUAUUAAUAUCAGCCGAUCGGUAUUUUCUCAGCAACAAGGGACUUGGAUACACAUCGUUUCAGACUAAGUCACGGGCUCUUUGCCAGGUAUGUUUGUCCUGGUUCAUUUCCGUUGGAUUCCAUUUAGCUGCAGUAAUUUGGUUCGAAAUAAUGCAGAUGAAUAGGGUUGAUUAUGACGAAGAGUGUGAAAUGAAUGCUUUACAAUUCUUGCCGUAUACAAUCCUCGCCAUGUUUGUCGAAUUUCUUAUUCCGCUUGGCAUUGUAAUUUUACUGUAUGUAUAUAUUUAUUUAAACAUUCGGACUCGUUCCAAAGAGCUUGUGACUAAAGUCAAGAGAAAACAUGUAGAUAAAGACGUCUCCAAAGACUCUGGUGUUUCCGGAGUUGAUCCGUUACCAGGUACGCUUGUGGAUACGAAGGUAUGUCCACUUCCAACCAACCAAGAAAAUACAUUACCGACAAAAAAAGAAAGAGGUCGUCGAUCAGAAACGAAAAGCAAACACUUGCAAGCUGCUAAAAUGCUUUCCAUCUUAGUGGGGAUUUUCAUCAUCUGUUGGCUACCUUAUAACAUCAUUUUAAUGAUUGAUGUUAUCACUGCUGAACAUGAGCUCAUUUCGUGGCAGGUUUGGGAUAUGGCUAAUUAUCUUCUUUGGCUUAAUUCGGCUGUUAAUCCCAUUUUGUAUGCUUAUACGAAUGUUUACUUUCGCCGGAGCUUCUAUAAUAUUCUUAGAUGGUGUCUAUCACCUUGUUGCACAUUGAAAAGAGGACGUUUUUAGUUGAAUCCUUAUUUGUAGCUUACUAUAAGACAUAUUCCCACAAUUCGUCUGUAUUAACCAUCAUUUCUAAUGGUCAUUUUAGAAUUCUCUGAAACAAAAUGUUUGUCUUAGAGGUCUAUCAAAAUCAAUAGCCAGUAGCACACCGGGAAUAGCCUGAGAUACACUGGGGAAGGGCCCGUCGCUUAGUGAACAAGUGAAUUAAGGAUACGUUUGUGCUUUUAACAAAAAUUAAACUUCAUUGGUUUCACUCCUGUAAGUUUUUUUAUGUUCGGCAGUAUAGUUGUUAUUUAGGGCCAACAUGUAUAAUAAGCCGUUCAUUACUCUUCAAUAUCGGUCAGAUUUUAUGUAUCUGAACUAUCUCUGAUAUCAGACAUAGCAAUAACAAUUUACAGUCUUGAAGUAAUUUAUAUCAAAUUUGAGAUCACCAGAUGUUUAUUAUUCAGCUAGAUAGUUUAAAAAGAAAUAAGAUGUUGGAGAAUGUCUUCGAUAAUUCAUAUUUCCCAAAAGAAAGUAGUCGCAAAAUUUGCUUUAAUCAGCAAAAUGACGAUGAAACCAAUGUAGGCCUUAGUUGGCCUUUAUUUACGAAGCAUGGUUAUAGGCGGAUAAGACGUAAAAAUAAUGCCAGAAUAUUCUAAUUCCUUACUUGAACUACAUGCAUAUAAUAAAACAUUGAGAAACUGAUGAUCUUUUGAAAAUUUGAAAUAUAUUGCCAACACUGUGUAACUUUAAACCGAAAGGUCCACUGAUUAAUCUCAGAUAAGAUAGUAUAAUACAUACUCCAAGUAUCGAAAUGCACGCCAUCGUGUCGGGAUUCAAUAUAUUGACAUUAAUUAUGUCAUCACCAGGAAAUUAUGAUAACAUAACUAAUGUCGAAAUAUUGAAUCCCGACAAGAUGGCGUACAUUUCGAUACUUGGAGUAUGUAUUGUACUAUCUUAACUGUGUAACUUUAGUCUUGAAAUUAAGAAAAAGCUAUAAUUUACACUUACUUUUGAAGGUUGACUGGAAUGUAUAAAAUAAUAUUUUAUGAAAACGUAUUUUUGUAAAUUGUAUAUAGUAAUAAUUAUAUAUAUAUACAUUAAAAUAUACAUAUACCGGUACACAUACACACACAUAUAUAUAUA